AUGGCGCUAGGAGCUGUGGCAUCCGUAGCGGCUGUGGCGGCGCUGCUGAGGGAGGCGCAGCUGCCGGAUAGAUUUGCGGAGUGGGACGAUGAGCUGCGGUGGGAGGAGGUGCACCAGCUAGCGCAGCUGUCCAACAUGACCCACAAGGACCCACGGCUUGUGGCCAGGUGGUUCGACUGUCACCAGUACACCGGAGCCUUGGUUGAUCGUCAUCUACCUCAGGUUUCGAACCACUACUUCGUUCACGUGGGACACCUCCCGGGAGAGGAGCAUCGCCGAGUCCACCACGUGGCGAUUCGAGGAACGGUCUCCUUGGCGGACCUUGGCAUCGACCUCAAGACGCGCCAGGUUUUCGACGAGGAGUGCGGGUGCAUGUUUCAUGCGGGUUUCAAGGAGGUCGCCGACGCGGUGAUCGAAGAUUUGGAGGCGUUCUUGGAGCCCGGAGCCGAGGUGAAGCUGGCCGGGCACAGCCUGGGCGGAGCCGCGGCCGUGAUCGUGGCAGCGAAGCUCAAGCUGAGGGGCCACAACAUUGUAAAGGUGAUGACGUUCGGGGCCCCCAUGGUCACCGACGCCGCCGGAGCCGCGGUUCUGCGGGACCUCCUCCCGGUGAUGAGGGUCACCCACGAGAGGGACCCCGUGCCGCUGACCCCUCUAGAGUCGGGCUCUCUCACCUCGGUGGCGGCAGUCAAGCUUCUACCUAAGCCCGGCAAUGGCGGCGGCGGCGGCGGCAGGCACGGCGACGGCGACCAGAAAAACCCUCCGACGGUGCGGCAGGACAGCGCGGUCGAUGAAGACCGCGUGCUUCAGAGCGAAGAGGAGGCGGAGGGGGUGGAGGAGUGGGAGACCGCGGGCUUGGAGGAGGUGGGGGGGAUGGCGUGGUUCGAAGGCGGGGUGGUGUUGGAAGCGGGGGUCGAAGGCGGCGAGAUUGCCGACGGUUCGAGAAUGGCUGCUGGGGGGGGAGGGGGGUCACGCGGGGGUUCGGAGGAGUCCGGGGUGGGUUCGGAGGAGACCGGGGUGGGGACGGAGGACGCCGCCGGCGGUGAGGGUUUGCGAGUGAAACCGUCCCAGGCGUACUCGCACUUUGGUAGCCAGGUGGUGCUCUUGCGGAGAAAGAAGUGCCUGGAGUGCUUCCGAGAGGAGACAGCGGCCACCGCUUCCACCCUCAAGAGGUUCAUGUCUUCCAUGUCCGUGCCCGUGCCUCUGGGGGAUGACCGUCGCAAGGGCCAACCAUGCCAGCACAACCCUUCCCGAGGGACAACGUAUUACGACCCUAUGGGGGAAGAUGGUUGCCUCUUCGACAGCCCCUGGCUUCGGCUGUCGCACCCCAACUACACGCACCGCAUGAACCACUACGAGAACGAGGUCGCCGAUCGCCUGCAGCACCACCUGCUCCACAGCGGUACCCCAAGGAGCGGGUCUUCAUCUUCGCCUGCUGUCAUUAGAACCUCGGGGAUAAGCGCAAGCGGCGGCGGGGGCGGCGGCAGGAUCAUUAGCGCCAGCAGCGGUGAAACGUCGGAAGACGUCGUGGGGCGAGAUGCGAGACCGGGGGAAGUGGCGGCCGGGAGCGUCCGGUGUGACGCGCGAUGA
Ectocarpus siliculosus is the source of this 1587-nucleotide messenger RNA. The record is from the annotation of a GenBank genome assembly. NCBI's taxonomy places the organism in Eukaryota, Phaeophyceae, Ectocarpales, Ectocarpaceae.